AUGAGAGCUGAGGGUGACAGCAGAUUUCCUCACCUGUUUGCCCCAGAAUGGAAGCAACUGCAGCUCAAGCCAUUGGUCCAGGGCCAUGUCCUGAGUUCCCGCUUCAGGGGCAAGUUCAAAGAAAUCUGCGAACGCCCAAAUGGUGUUUGCCAAUUGUAUUGCCUUGAAACGGAAGUCUACGUUGGGAGGUGUUUAAACAGACGACCGUGCUGCCUGCCCAUGGGGAAUCAACCCAGAGUUGAGGAUGACACACCCAAGAGCUGA
Alexandromys fortis (reed vole) is the source of this 264-nucleotide messenger RNA. RefSeq names its product defensin beta 108B (gene Defb108b). Gene Ontology annotation, cellular component: extracellular region. The transcript has 2 exons. Lineage: Eukaryota; Metazoa; Chordata; Mammalia; Rodentia; Cricetidae. The coding region runs from base 1 to 264 and encodes 87 amino acids. Gene Ontology annotation, biological process: innate immune response. The record is from RefSeq and is a predicted model, not a curated record.